AUGUCAUUAUCUGGGAAUCAGAAUCAAAUUCAAAUAUAUCAGCUCAACGGAAACUUACGACAGUAUAGUGUAUUGAGACCCCAAACCACUCAACUAGGAUACCAGCAGCAUAUGCUGCUAAAAAUGGGAAAAAAGGAACAACUUGCAUUAGAAGAGUCAAAUGAAUUAUGCGACAAAUGCGACGUCAACAAAAUCGCGCCGGACUUGGAGGAUCCUGCAAACACUUACUUCACAUUUGAUGUCGAUAAACCAGCAACGGGAUGUCAAAUGGUUUUCCAAGUACAUUGCAUGAGAUCAGAUACGAUGAUUUGUGAAAAUAACAAUAUUUUUGGAACGACUUCUACAGGAAACAGAGGAAUAGCCACUGGUGUCACAUCCACCUCAGCGUCAUCGACAUUGACCUGUGAAGCAGAUGGUUCCUGGUCUGCCAGAGAUGUAACGAUGAUUUCAAAAAUUGUCUGUACAUUCCAGGGAUGUGUGCAACCUUAA
Messenger RNA from Caenorhabditis remanei, 489 nucleotides. RefSeq lists its product as uncharacterized. Bases 1 to 489 code for a protein of 162 amino acids. The transcript has 5 exons. The record is from RefSeq and is a predicted model, not a curated record. Lineage: Eukaryota; Metazoa; Nematoda; Chromadorea; Rhabditida; Rhabditidae.